Messenger RNA from Stylonychia lemnae, 3120 nucleotides. NCBI's taxonomy places the organism in Eukaryota, Ciliophora, Spirotrichea, Sporadotrichida, Oxytrichidae. The record is from the annotation of a GenBank genome assembly.
AUGAAGUAUAUCAGCAACAAUUAAAAGAAACUUAACAAAGCCAAGGACAACUUCAUCUACUUGCUCAAGUCAUUCCUCAAAGAAGACAAGGGAAACUAGAUCUACGAUAUGGUUACUAUGAACUUGCCAGCUGAAAUCAAUUAAAUCAGUGGAGGCAAAAUUUAAGUUAGCAACUUUGAAGUGACUGUUGACUUGGAAAUUGAUCUUAUGAAUAUGAUAUACUUUGACUAAUUUUUAGCUGAAAACUUCAUCAGGUGCUUCUUCAGAUACUAUCCUAAGUUAUCUAUCUACAUCAAAGAAGUCUUCAUUGAAAUAUAUACCUAAGAGUAGAUGACCUUGAUCAAGCAUACCAGUUAAAACUCAGCUUAGCAAUAUGAAAGAGAACACCAGUUUAAGAUGAAAGUGGCAGACUUAGAGAUGGGAAUGGUUAUCAAACUUAAUCUCAGAAUUUCACAUUUCCCCUAUUUCAUUAACUAGAUUGAUCCAGCCACCCUACUAUCAAACAGUAUACUAAGGAAUCAUGGACAACUCAUUUAGCUCAAGCUAGUGCGAGUACUUAAUGUUUUUCAGCCCUCACUCUAUCUAUACUCCAAGUUAUAUAAACGGUAAUGUAAAUGUGUUCACCAGCCUGAAAUCAUCACAGAGAUAAACACUAAUCCCUUAAAAAUAUUCAAGAACUAAGUCAACUACUCCAAUAAGAUGGGCAAGCAUCUUUACUAUGACACUCUUAAUGAAGACAAGGAUAUAACUUGCGAUGAUUGUGAUACUAAAUACACUGUGGCAGAACAAAAGUAUGCUUCCUGCCAGAAAGCUGAGAUUUUGGCACUCUGUGACAAUUAAAAGAAAAAGGUCAUUAGUCUUACACAAAAUAUCUCAACACUCUGGCUUAUUGAACCCUUUUUGAAUUCAAUAUAAAUAGGUUAAGUAAUAAACCUCACAGGGUACUACUUUAUGUUUCCACAGCAGUAAUUUAUAAAUGAGAGAUGUAUAUCUGCACUUCUUGGAGCAAUUGUUGCCUUUAACGUCAUUAAAGUGAACCCUUUUCAUCAGAUGAUUGGUAAGGACUCAGCUCUGGCUUCUUUAUUCUAUUGUAAUAGCACUAACUCAGUUAAAACUUCUAAGAGUAUAAAUAGCAUGAGAAAUAAAUCACUCUUAACACUAGACAACAUCAAGAUGCAUGAUGUUUGCACGCAAAAUGCCAACAACAAAUUCUAUCCUAAGAUUAACAGGCUAAAUGAUCUUGCAAAUAGGAGAGCUCACAGAUAUCAAGGCCCUUCAACAAAUUACUCUGGAACGUUUUCUAUUUUUGAAGCUCUCUAUGAAAUAGAAUCCUUUAACCAGAUCUCUGAUCAAAAUAGUACUAAGAACUCUUAGAAGACAUAGUCUGAUUCCCAGUAGAAUUAAGUUCUCUCAUAAGAGGAAUAUAGAGAUGUUUUGCUUUAGAAAAUGCUAGCACUGGAUGAUCUUGAUGACUAAUUCAGUAAAAUUCACCUGCUGGUUGAUAAGUUAUUUGAGAAUCAGAAGAACAUGAGUUAAAAUUCAAACAUGUUUCACCUUAAGUUUUCUCUAUUACUCAGCAGCAUAGUUCAAAUGAAAAACUCUCUGAUGAAAUACCUAGAGCAUGAAAGUUAAGAGCAAGUACCUGAACUUUAGCUAUGGACAUAGAAACCAAUCAUCUAGAGUUUCAAUCCGGAAACUAAUUCAGAGGAGGAAUAUAGCUUUUUCACUCCAAUAGAACAUCAGGAGGAAAAUACUGAGAAUAUUCCCUUAGCAGCCUCCAGAGAAAAUAUUAAUCUUCUCCUAUUGACAACUGAUAGUGUUCACAUUGACUCUUUAAUUGCUACUAUGAAUGUCAAAGGAGUAAAAAUAGUUGAAUUUCCUAACAUCUAUGAACCUACCUCAAUCAUUCCAUUCCUACUGAUGAACGAUCACUCAAUAAUUAUCUUCAGAAAUCCUAAAAAGGAUCUUCUCAACUUAAUUAAGCUAAUAAUUAGGAAAGGUUUCAUAUAUCUUAAGCAGAGCAACACUCCUAUCUAGGUUAACUUUACUAUUUGGGUGAUGAUAGAUACUAUAGCUUUUAAUGACAAGUUGAAAGGUAACAAAAAAGGAUAGAAGAGUUUACAAGAAGUAAUAGUCAAGGAAUAUGGAAUAGAUUUCCCAAAUCUAUUUGAUGUGAUUGUUGAUAACUCUAUUCAUUCAAAUGUCUAAAUUCUCGGGACUGACUUCCUGAGAUAUAAUGACAAUUUGAUACUAGACAGGCUAUCCUUAAAUCUUGAACAGGGACAUCCAGAGUUCAACAAGGAAUUUAUAUUUGACUAUAGAGAUUUAAAAUGCUUCUGCAAGCCAAUCAAUCCUCACUAAGGCGGGAGUCGACAAAUCGUGAAUAUUUCAGAUCUUUAGCUGAGCAAACUGAGUGUUGGUGAACUAUUCAUUUAGUACUAUUAUUUAUGCUAAAGGAAAUAGCACUAGGAGAAUGAUACCAAUGCAGCUUUUUACAAAGAUGAAAAUGGCAAUGCUGCUAAUGAGAUACACUGGAUGAGCUUGACUGAUGUAGUAAAAGUAAAGAAGAUAGCAGAUAGCAUCAAUUUUAUGAGGCUGUUCUAUCUCAAAUCGUCUGAUGAUCAAAUCAACCAAAUCAAGCUAGAAAGAGGAAUCAUAUCUUCCCAGUUCAGCAAUAAAUCCGUCUAGAAUUAAGGUAUCGAGAUCAUAGAUUGUGUGAUGUCUAUUUUCUUGUAUGAGUUGACUAGACUUUCCAGAGGUAAGCAGACAUUGUACUCCAAGGAUCAGUUUCAAUAUAAGAUACUUAAUUUUUUCUCUGGACUUAAAUUGUGUAGAGUCAUUGAUAACCCCAAUCUGAAUUUGAAUCCAAGUGAUGUUCGCAGACCUAAAGCUAGGACCAAUUAUCUUGAAGAAGAUUAGUUUGACUUAGAUGAGAGGUAAAACCAGGAACCGGACUUACUAGAUGGACUGAUUGAGCAAAUGAAGGUUGAUCUCAAAAUUUAAGAUGACUAGAUUGAGUCUUGUGCAAACUGCAAAACUAAAGCAAGAGAGAAUCUUAAGUUUAGGAAUUUGUACAAAACUCUCAUUGAGAAUAUUUUGAGAAAUAUCAAUAAUUGUUGA